Molecule: messenger RNA, 894 nt
Organism: Sodiomyces alkalinus F11
Lineage: Eukaryota; Fungi; Ascomycota; Sordariomycetes; Glomerellales; Plectosphaerellaceae
Exons: 2
Coding region: 124-894 (256 amino acids)
Molecular function (GO): acyltransferase activity, transferring groups other than amino-acyl groups
Source: RefSeq, a predicted model, not a curated record
CAGCCAUCAGGAGUUCAAUGGUUCAUCAUCAAGGCCUCGCAUCAAAUUAACUCUUUACUCCAACCACAUCACGGACAAGACCCCACAUCUCAUCAGCAUCAUCGCCCCGAGCUGCGAGCAUAUAUGACAAUGGCACAUGCGUUCAUCCGUCCGUACGAGUCCAAAGACUUUGACGCCACGGCGCACAUUUGCCGUGAGACACUCCCCCCAUCGCUCCACGACACCCCGCACGCGCGGCGGCUGGCGCCCUACAUCUGGACGCAUCCGUACACGCACCUCUCGCCGUCGACGUGUCUCGUCCUGGACGACGGGACGGGCCGCGCAGUGGGAUAUUGCAUCGGGUGUCCCGACGUGGAGGCCUUUGCGCGGGCCGAGAACUACGCGCGGUACCUGGAUGAGGUGCUGCUGGGCCCGCGGGGUGGGGGUGGGGAGGUUGGACCGCGGCCGGAGGUGGAAGCGGGGGAGAAAGCGCCGUGGAUGGCGCCGAGGGCUGAUGGUGGUGGUAGUGGUGGUGGCGGCGGUGAGUCUGGUGACGGGACCGGGGUGGAGGUGAAUGAGGUUGCGUUGCGGCAGUUGGCGUACGAUGCCGAGGUGGCGGUUUUGCGGGGGACGGAAGUGCUUUGGGAGACGUAUGGCGCGACGAUGCAUAUUGACCUGCUUGGGCCGUGGCAGGGGAAGGGGUGGGGGAGGAAGUUGAUUGAGGCGUUUGUUGAGAGUGUGAAGGCUGCGGACCGUGAGAAGAGUGGUGGGACGAGGGUGUAUAAGAAGGGGAUUUGGAUCGGGGUUGCUGGGGAUAACGGAAAGGUCGUCCCCUUUUAUGAAAAGGUCGGCUUUCGAGUGAGAGAAGGGGGCGAGAAGGUGGGCACGAUGUGGAUGGUGAAGGAUAUUGAGUGA